AUUCAGUUCUUGUAUCAAUAUCAAUCACUUCGAAUAUUUCAAGCUAAACCAUAAAAAUAUUAUCAAAAUGUUCAGAUUCGUCACAAUCUUUGCUUUGAUCGCUUAUGCAUCAGGAUCACCAAUUGUUGCUACACCUUAUGGAUUAGCUGGCCCUGCUGCCCCUUACUAUGGUGGAGCUAAGGUUCUCGGUGCCCCAGCUAUCGUUAAAUCUGUUGAAUAUGAUGCCAACCCACAUUAUCAAUACACAUACUCAGUCAACGAUGCCCUUACCGGAGACAGCAAAUCACAAUCAGAAUCAAGACAAGGAGAUGUUGUGACUGGACAAUACUCACUCAUCGAAGCUGACGGAACCAGACGUAUCGUUGACUACACAGCUGAUCCAGUCAAUGGAUUCAACGCUGUUGUCCGAAAAGAAGCUGCUGUUGUCGCUAAAGCAGUCGUUGCUGCCCCAGUCGCUAAAGUAAUUGGUGCUGGCUAUGGAUACCCAGCAGCUUAUGGUCAUGCUGCUUAUGGUCAUGCUGCCUAUGGCCAUGCUGCCUAUGGCGCACCAAUCGUCGCUAAAGCCGCCGUCGGCCCAGCAUAUCCAUACUAUGGUUAAAUAUUCCUGCUUCAUAAAAACGGACAAAAAAUCCAAAGAUUCGUUAGAUAUCUUGUGUGAUUUAUUAUUUAAUGAGAUUAAAGAUACUCGUAGCAAAUGAAACGCAAUAAAAAUGAGAAUUUCUACAAAAAUUAAAAAAUAUA
Messenger RNA from Clunio marinus, 741 nucleotides. The record is from the annotation of a GenBank genome assembly. NCBI's taxonomy places the organism in Eukaryota, Metazoa, Arthropoda, Insecta, Diptera, Chironomidae.